Tripterygium wilfordii is the source of this 2801-nucleotide messenger RNA. RefSeq lists its product as uncharacterized. Gene Ontology annotation, biological process: defense response to other organism. The transcript has a single exon. NCBI's taxonomy places the organism in Eukaryota, Viridiplantae, Streptophyta, Magnoliopsida, Celastrales, Celastraceae. Bases 87 to 2633 code for a protein of 848 amino acids. The record is from RefSeq and is a predicted model, not a curated record.
UCUUGGAACUGAUCGACUGUAAAGUUCUUUCUUCCCCAUCAUUCUCCUUCCUUCCCAUAUUUGUUCUUUCAUUCAUUCGUUCAACCAUGGCUUCCUCCACAGAUCCAUCCCAAGGAAGCAAACCGGACGAAAUCUUUACCAUCAAAGAAAUCGUUGACAUUAUAUCCAGCUCGCUCACAGCUCUCAGGAGCUCUCUCCCUGUCAACAAUGGCAGCAACACAAUCAGCGCCGACAACAACAACAUCGCCAGCGACUCCGACUCUCAAUUAUUGGAGAAGGUAUGUAAUGAUCUCAAUUACAUGAAAUACGCUUAUGAGAAUCUGAAAGAGUACGAGAAAGAGGUCAGCAAACCAAUCCUGACUCUGAAACGCAAUCUCGAUAGCAUCCUUGAAAGCAAGGAAAUCGAUCACAAAAAGAUUAACCGAAUUCUCAAAGAUAUAGGAAAUUUGAACAGCCAGAUUCCACCCGCUCGCAAAGUGACUUCCAGUAGAGUCGGAGCUCAUCAGUACUUGCAAUCUAGCGACAGAUCUGGAACCCGAAGAGUUCCUAAUUUACACUUCGAUGAAGCUUUUCGCAGCAGCCCUAGUUACGAAGAGCUGGAGAGAUUGUUUGAGACGCUCACGAUUGAAGAGAAGCUGUGCUUGUUGUGCUUCGCUGUCUUCCCUGAAAAUGCCCUUGUUAAGAGGAGGUUUUUGAUGUAUUGGUGGGUUGGGGAGCGUUUAUUGGAUCAUCCGGUGGAGCAAAGGGCGGAUGAAGUUCUUCAGGUGCUGAUGAGAAAAGGGUUUAUUGAGCCUGUUAACAAGAAGAGAGAGUUGAUUAUAAACAGCUUUAGAAUGCAGCCUUUAGUGCGCUCUGCGGUGAUUAUGCUUGCGAAGAAAAAUAUGUUCUUCGAUUAUGACCCUAAUGGGAAUCCAACUGCAGAUUCAUCAACGUGUGACAAGGCAUGCUGGGUAAAACUUGCAGAUGGAACUUCAGGCAACCCAUUAGUGAAUGGAGAGUCUUCAAGGAAUAUUUGGGGAAGUGGGUCUAUCAAAAACCCUGAAGUAUUGCAGACAUUGUUCAAUGUCAAUGAACCAUACCCUGAUAUACCAUCUGAGUUGUUUUCAAAGAUGAAGGAGCUCAGUGUUCUCUGCCUAGGUAGGUGGGAGAAAUUGGAUGUCAAGAAGACAACAGAACAGCAUAUUGAAGUUGAAAGCACAGAGUUCUUAAAAGGGUUGAUCAAUAUGAGAAACUUAAGACUUCUUAGCCUUCAAGGAGUCUCCAGACUCGAGAAAUUCCCAAGUUCCAGUAGCAAGUUCCCCAGAUUGGUUUCCUCAAAUGCCAAGCUCUCUAACUUGAGAAUUCUUGAUCUAAGAGCCUGUCAAAGUUUAGAAGUUCUUCCAGAUUGGCUACAGUUCCUUACAAAUCUUACCCACCUGGAUAUAUCCGAGUGUGUCUUGCUUAAUCGCAUGCCCAAGGCCUUGGUUUCCCUUUUGAAACUCGAAGUUCUUAAAGGGUUUGUGAUCAGUGAUGAAAAAAAGGAAAACGCAUGUAGCCUAGCGGAUUUGGCUAAACUGAAGAAGCUAAGGAAACUCAGCAUCUAUGUAUACAAGGACUUCUCAAUUGAACAAGGAUUUGAUGCUCUUCAGAAUUUGGAAGAGCUCAAGACUCUGUCAAUAGCCUGGGGAGCAGAAAACACUUCAAAGCAAAGCAAGCCUUCAACAAUCCAAAGCGUCAAAAAUCCUGCGAACAAAGAAGAAAAAAAGCACAAAGUGAGUGGUGCUGUAAAGAAGAGGCCAGAGAUGAAAGAUACAGAACAGCCAGAAACUGGAGAUGGUAAGAAACAGAAGGCCAGAAGUUCAGAGAUUCACGAACAUAAGAAAGAACAAGAAAAUGUUGCUGCAGAACAGCAUCCUUCGGAUACAGAGGCCACAAAUGCAGAAACUGAUGUGGGCAAGAAACAAAAAGGGAGUGGUGAUGUAAAGAAGAAGGUAGCAAUUUUAGAGACAAAAGAGGGUGAAGGUCAAGUCGCCAAGAGUCCGGAGACAAGAGAUGAUGAGAAGGGGCGACAAAACAUUGCUCCUACAGAACAGAAUGCCAGGAAUUCAAAGAGUACGGAUGAAAAAGCAGAGCAAGAUGGUGGUGCUGCGAAACCGAAGACCAUAAAUUCAGAAACAAGAGAUGUCAAAAUGCAACAAGGAAGUCGUCCUCCACCACCAGCAAGAUUAGGCUCAAUGACGAAAAGACCAACUCUAUUAAAAUUGGAAACCAUGAGGAGGGUUGUUGGUUUAGCAGGACCAAAGGAAAGUGAAGAGCCAACAAUUGUGCUUCCUAAAACUCUAGAGAAACUAGACUUGCGCUGUUACCCUCUGAAACCAAAACCCAGUUGGCUAAUGCCUGAGCAUCUGAAUAAGCUAAACAAACUCUGCAUCAGAGGAGGAAGCCUUGCAAGUAUAGGUGAAGUUCAGGAAAGUGAACAGGAUAAAUGGAAGGUCAAGAUCUUACAUUUGAAGUAUUUGGAAGAAAUGAAGAUGACCUGGACUCAAUUGCAGGAAUUGUUUCCCCAUUUGGAGUACUUGGAGAAAUUCAAAUGUCCUAAGAUCACCCUCUGCCCUUGCGAUGGCCAAGGAGUGUGGCUGAAGUCUGAAGAAUGACUCCAAUUUGCGGAUAAGACUGUUAAAACUGUGUUGUGCUUCUCAGUUUCUUCUUGGACUAUGUGAACAGAAAGACAUUUGUAUCCUUGUGAUGAAUCAACUUCCUUUCAAAUUUUUGUGUGUUGUGAAUUUAUUUUGUGAAUCAGAAUAAGAUUUCAGUUCACUACA